UUACAUUAUUCAUUAGCACCAUGUUGCAACUAACAUUAGCUGAUAUAUCAAAACAGUUGACUAAAGAUGUUAUUGAAGAAGCUUUUAGAUCGAAAACUAACAGUAAAAUUGAAGUUGAAAACAUAGAAGUGAAAACUGCGGCACCAAAAGGAGAAGGCCUCAUCAGCGCUGUUUAUCGUAUAAAUGUGACUGGAAACCAUCGUUCAUGUUCUUUCGUAGCAAAAGGACUAGUUCACGACGCAUUAUUAAGAAAUACAUUAAAUUGUUCCGUUUAUUUUAAAAGAGAAAUAAUGUUUUUCUCGAAAAUUCUUCCAAUAUUGAUUGAGUUGCAAGAAUCUCUUGGAGCAAAUGAAAAGAUACAAAAUAGUGUUCCAAAUUGUUAUGACUAUUUUAUUGAUGGUCAAAAUGAUUACAUAUUGAUGGAAGAUUUAGGUGCAAGUGGUUAUGCAUCGAUACCUCCAAUGCCGACAGAAUUUGAAAGAAAUGAAGCGCUCAAAGUAUUAUCUCAUUUGCACGCGGUGUCUAUGGCGUUAAGAAUAACCAAACCUUUUCUCUUUACUAAAAUAACAAAUGAAAUAUUCGAAUUAUAUUACCGUGAAGAAAAAAGAUCUUGGUAUACUCCGUAUUUAAAAAGAGCAAUGCAGUUAGAUUUAGAAGUGCUAAGUGAAGAUGAAACAGUAUCAAACACUGUUUACUAUGAGAAAUUUAAAAAGUUAGCAUCAGAAGAUCCUUACGGUGAAUUAGUAAAAUUAGUUACAACUCGUGGUGAACAUGCGGUUAUUAAUCAUGGAGAUGCGUGGUGUCCUAAUUUCCUAUGCUCAAAAGAAAAAGCAGUCGCAAUAGACUUUCAAUUGCUAAGAGCAGCCUCCCCGGCUACAGAUUUAUCGUAUUUCAUUCUUCUCUGUGGCUCCUUGUGUCAAAGUAAGAAUGAUUUCAUGAAAGCCGUCGACAUUUAUUAUUCUAAUUUCGAAUACUAUUUGAGAGAUAUGAAUAUAAAACCCGAAGAUGUUUUUACAAAGCAAAUGUUAUAUAGUGAAUUAAAGAAGUAUGGAAAGUUUGGACUCUUGGCAACUUCGACUAGUAUACCUUUGUUGGCAAGCGACAGAUGUGAUGUGAACACAUUCGAAUCAAAAUAUGCCGGAGUUGAAAGAAUACCAUUAGAAGAACUGUGGCAACUGACACCGAUUACCGAUGUACAAGUGAAGGAAUGCCUAAUUAACGCUGUGAGGGUCGCGACCGACUUAGGUUUUAUUUGAAUCAUACUUGUUAUAAAAUUUUCAAAUUAUAAUUUGUAUCAUUAGUAAGAUGCCAAUUAAAUUCGUUUUAUCUAUUGUUAGUUGUUCAGUUUGCGAUUGCUGUCAUUUUUUUGCUUCUUCAACUAACUUUUUUAUGAUUCAGACAUUAUUUAUUAACGGAACUCGGACGUUUUAAAAUGAUCGUUAACACGGUCUCUCGAAUGCAUUUGUAUAAAAAUUCUUUCACAAAGCCACCUGUAUCUUUGUAGAGAUAACGUGGAUGAGUUGGCAGUGAGUCGGAAUGUUCGGGCUCGUGAGCUCGUGACCGAUCAAGAGUCAAAAACUAAUUGUGGUUGAAACGUUGUUUGAACCGACAAUCUUCGAUAUGAUAGCCGUAGGCAACGAGGCGUGCUAGACGAAUAUUAACGGUAACUAAUAUUGAAUUCGCGCUGUUAAUAACAUUUGUAUUAUAUUAUUAAAUAACAUAUAAGUAUAGCUAUAUUUUGUAAGAUUAAAGUUUCGUUUGAAAAAUCCAUUUAAGAAGAGGUUUACUCUUGUUUGAUUCUUGUAUUAUAGAUGCCAAAUAACUUCUAAUAUAUUAGUUAAUGUUAAAAUCCGCUUAAAAAACUAUCUAGUUUUGUCAACAAAUUCAAACUGCAAGAGAAUUAAAAUUGGCGCAAGAUUUUUAUAUAUUUGAAGUAAAUUUUGUAUCGUAAAUAAAAAUAUUUGUUAAG
This is a messenger RNA of Papilio xuthus (Asian swallowtail), 1969 nucleotides long. RefSeq lists its product as uncharacterized. Lineage: Eukaryota; Metazoa; Arthropoda; Insecta; Lepidoptera; Papilionidae. The record is from RefSeq and is a predicted model, not a curated record. Bases 21 to 1256 code for a protein of 411 amino acids. The transcript has a single exon.